Messenger RNA from Camelus dromedarius (Arabian camel), 1683 nucleotides. It is a transcript of the gene SLC39A12, whose product is annotated as solute carrier family 39 member 12. Gene Ontology annotation, cellular component: plasma membrane. Gene Ontology annotation, molecular function: zinc ion transmembrane transporter activity; monoatomic cation:bicarbonate symporter activity. The record is from RefSeq and is a predicted model, not a curated record. Gene Ontology annotation, biological process: zinc ion import across plasma membrane; intracellular monoatomic cation homeostasis. Lineage: Eukaryota; Metazoa; Chordata; Mammalia; Artiodactyla; Camelidae.
UCUUCAAAGCUCAACAUGAGUAAUAAGGAGUAUAAAUUUUACCUACACAGCCUUCUGAGCCUCAGGCAGGAUGAAGACUCCUAUUUCCUUUCACAGAAUGAGAUGGAAGACAUCCUGGCUUUUACCAGGCAGUACUUUGACACUUCCAGAAGCCAGUGUAUGGAAACCAAAAUGCUGCAGAAAAAAUCUGGAAUCCUAAGCAGCGAUGGUGCUGAUGAAAAUACACUUCCUCAGUUGGCAGCGACAGUCAUUGCUUUGUCUCUCCAAGGUGUUUGUCUAGGGCAAAGAAGCUUGCCUUCCCCAGGCUAUUUAUUUAUUUAAUAUAUUUUCAGUUCCUUGAAUAGCACAAAUACUCUCCACUUAUCAGAACUAGACCAACUCCUCAACAUUCUCUGGACUAAAAGUACCUGUAUCAGAAAAGAUAAAAUCCAUCAACUUCAAAGGGAACAAAACAACCCAACAGUCCAUGAUUGGGACUACCCUCAUCUAUCUGUAUCCAUGGACCAAGAGUCAGAGGAUGCUCCAGCUUCCUGGGAUCAGACUUGCUUCUCUGCUGGGCAGUUGGUGGAGAUAUUUCUACAGAACAGGCUUUCCCCCAUUUCUAAGGAGGACUUCAAGCAAAUGAGUCCGGGAGUCAUCCAGCAGUUGCUCAGCUGUUCUUGCCAGCGGCCCCAAGACCAACAAGCACAGCUGUCACCCACCACUGUGCAGAAAUAUGGCUACAGCACAGUGGCCGUGAUGCUGCUGAUGCUGGGCUCCAAGCUAGGGACAAGUCUGAUCCUUUUCCACAGUGAGGAGAGCUAUGGGCUCAUUUUACAGCUGUUUGUGGGCCUGGCUGCGGGGACACUUUCUGGGGAUGUUCUUUUCCACCUCAUCCCUCAGAUUCUUGGUUUACGUAAGCAGGAAGCCUCAGAGCUGGGACAGUUCUAUGAAAACAAGGACCAUAUUUGGAAACUCUUGGGAUUAAUUGGAGGCAUCCAUGGAUUUUUCUUGAUAGAAAAAUGUUUUAUCUUUCUGGUAUCACCAAGUGCUGAGGGUGUGUCAUUGGUUAUUGGGCAUGUGGGACAUUCCCACCACCUUGCAUCCAAGCCUGAAUUAAGUGACCAGUCAGGCAGAGGCAAAUCUGCUUCCACUAUCCAGUUGAGAGGCCCAGAAGAUUCACAGGCAGCUGAAAUUCCUAUAGGCAGUAUGACUGCCCCCAACAGAAAAUGCAAAACCAUUAGCUUGUUAGCAGUAAUGAUCCUAGUUGGGGACAGCCUGCAUAAUUUUGCAGAUGGCCUAGUAAUAGGAGCGGCCUUCUCAUCUUCAUUGGAGUCGGGAGUGACCACAACAAUUGCUAUCUUGUGUCAUGAAAUUCCCCAUGAAAUGGGAGACUUUGCUGUGCUGUUAAGCUCUGGACUUCCUAUUAAUAUCUCCAUCUUGAAAUUUGUAAGUGCUCUAGCUGCCUUCAUAGGACUGUACAUUGGGCUCUCAGUCUCAACGGAUCCAUGUGUUCAAAACUGGAUCUUAACAGUCACUGCUGGGAUGUUCUUAUACUUAUCCUUGGUGGAAAUGCUUCCUGAAAUGACUCAUGUUCAAACACGGCGACCCUGGUUGAUGUUUCUCCUGCAGAACUUUGGACUGACCCUAGGUUGGCUUUCCCUCUUACUCUUGGCUAUAUAUGAACAAAAUAUUAAGAUUUAA